AUGGCUGUUGUUUUAAAUGCUAAAAAACUUACUUCAGAAAAUAUAGUGAAAAGUAAGAAAAAAGUUGGCAAGUUAGUGAAAGAUGAUCCUUCUAAAUUAAAGGAUAAGUAUAAUCAAGGCCUUAUCAGUAUUACUAACCAGGAAGGAAUGUUUGCUGCAUUGAAAGAUGGGAAUCUUGAAAAAUUAAAGGAUUAUCUCAAAAAAGGAGCAGACAUGAAUGCUAGAUCUAUUGAUGCAUCAACUGCAUUACAUUUUGCUGCUAUGGGAUCUAGUCUUGAGAUUACAAAAUUUGUCCUUAGUCAAAACUUAGAUCCAAAUAUUAAGGACAUUUAUGGUCGGAGCCCAGUACAUAUUGCUGCUGCAUAUGGAAGAACAAAUAUUGUUAAGUUUUUUGUAAAGGAAGUAGGUUUGCAGAUUGAUGAAGUCGAUAAUUAUGAUAAGACACCACUACACAUGGCAGCCGUAAAUGGUCACAAGGAUACUGUUGAAGUUUUAUUGAAAUAUGGAGCAGCUACUAUUGCUCUAGAUAUGGGUGGUCUUUCACCUGUUUAUUAUGCAAUAAGGAAUAAUCAUGUUGACGUUGCUAAAGUUUUAUUGGUAAAAGAUGCCAAUGUUGACAUUAAUGAGGCAAUGGGUGGCUUUACUCCAUUACAUGAAGCUGCAGAAAGUGGGCAUCUGGAGUUGGUUAAUUUUUUACUUCAAAAAAAGGCAAAUGUUGAUGCAAGAAACGACAGAGAUUGGACACCCUUACAUGCAGCAGCUUAUAAUGGAUAUUUGGAAAUAGUAGAGGCUCUAAUUCUGGAAGGGGCUAAUGUUAAUGCUUGUGUCAUAAAUGGUUGUACAUCUUUAUAUUAUGCAAUAGAAAUUGGUCAUGAAAAGAUAGUUAACAUUCUAUUAAAGCAUGGAGCUAACAUUGAAGCUGUUGACAAAACCUACAGGAACACACCUUUACACUUGGCAGCAAAAUAUGGACAUGAGGAAAUUGUUAAAUCUUUACUGAAAAAGAAGGCUAAUACCAGAGUUAUCAAUGUGACAGGUAUGACUCCAUUGCACCUUGCAGCACAGAGUGGUCAUCUUGGAAUAUCGAUAGCUCUCCUUGAACAUGGUGUUGAUAUUGAUGCACGAGAUAAAAAUAAUGCUACACCAUUAUACUAUGCAAUAGAAGGUGGUCAUAAGAAAGUUGCUGAAUUAUUAAUUGGAAAAAAGGCAGAUAUUAAUACAAGAGCUAAUGCUAAUUUCACACCAUUGCAUAUAGCUGCACUGAAAGCCCACAAAGAUAUCAUUGAACUCCUAAUAAGAAAUAAAGCUAGAGUCGAUGUACAAAACAUCAAAGGUGAAACACCACUACAUGCAGCUGCCUUAAACGGUAGCAGAGAUAUUGUGGAUCUCCUGAUAAAAAAUAAAGCUAAAGUUGAUGCUAGAACUUAUGAUGGUAUGGCACCACUGCAUUCUGCUGCACUAAAUGGCAAUGGAGAUGCUAUAAUAGUUCUUCUAGGAAAUAAGGCUGAAGUAAAUGCUAAAGCUAAACAUGGUCUUACACCAUUACAUGCAGCUGUGGUAGAAGGCCACAAAGAAGUAGUUAGCCUUUUAAUUAAAAAUGGAGCUGAAGUUGAUGUAGAAGGUGUUGCAGGUAGUACACCAUUACAUUUAGCUGUGGAAGCAGGUCAUAAAGAAAUAAUCAAGAUUCUGGCUGCAAACGGAGCCAAUGUUAAUGUUAAAAGUUUAAACUUAACACCAUUACUGUCUGCUAUUAAAUUCAAUGCCAAGGAAAUUGUUGAAGUCCUUAUAGAAAAUGGUGCAAAUAUUAAUGAAGAGGAUGGGAAACCUUUAUCAGUAGCAGUUUUUGCUGGUUAUAAAGAUAUUGUUGAAAUUUUGUUAAGAAACAAAGCUCAUGUUGAUAUAAAAUGUCCUGAUAACACUACACUAUUACAUAUUGCUGCUAAAAGAGGUCAUAAAGAUAUAGUUAAAAUUUUAAUAACAAACAGAGUUGAUGUUAAUGCAGCAACCCGAGAUAAUACAACUCCAUUAUAUUUUGCAGCACAAGAAGGUCAUGUCGACGUUGUUGAAGCUUUGAUUGUAAACGGAGCUAAUGUUAAUGCUGUAAAUGCUAAUGGUGCUGCGCUACAUGUAGCAGCAUUAUCUGGUCAUGAUGAGGUUGUUGAACUCUUGAUAAAUAAUGGAGCAAAAAUUAAUGUUAAGGACUACGAUAAUAGAACCCCUUUAGAAUUAGCAGUUUCAUAUGGUCAUUUAAAAGUGGUUGAAAUGAUACUGAAUAGCAAAAACGUAGACUUAAAUGCUAAAGGCAAUAGAGGCUAUACAAUACUGCACAUUGCUUCACAAGAAAGUAACUUUGAAAUGGUAAAAUAUUUAGUAGAGAAGGGUUGUGAUAUUAAUGCCAAAAAUGUUUCUGCUUCAAAACCUAUACAUAUUGCAGCUAGAGAAGGUUUCAAAGACGCUGUACAGUUUUUCCUCAGCAAAGGGUUAAGUGUUAAUGAGUUUGGUAAUGCUAAUCAGACAUUAUUGCACUAUGCUGCAAUGAAAGGUCGGCUAGAAGUCAUACAAUACUUGGCAGCACAAGGUGCUGAUGUUAAUGCUAAAGAUACCAGUGGCAUAACACCCAUGCAUCUUGCUGCUAUCUUUGGGUACAAAGAAGUUAUUGAAGUUUUAUUAAAAAAUGGUGCAGUUUAUAACACUGUUGACAUGCUGCAUAGAAGUCCAUUAGAAAUGACCAAGAACAAAGAUGUUAUCAAUUUAUUGCUUUCAACUCAAAAAUUAUUUGAGUCUGUAAAAUGUAAUAGCUCUUCUGAGGUUCAGAAUAACAUUGGAACUGGAGCAUUUGUUAAUGCAAAAAAUGCCAAAGGUGAAAUGCCAUUACACUAUGCUGCAUGGAAAGGGUAUGAUGGAGUGGUCAAGUGUCUGUUAGAGAAUAAAGCCAAUCCUAACGUGGUUGGUAGUAAAGGAUUUACUCCACUACAUUACGCUGCUAAGUUCUCACGUGUAAAAAUUAUAAAAGUUCUUCUGUCCCAUGGAGCUAUAUAUAAUGCUCUUUCUGAUAGUGGCAAAACACCAUCUGAUUUUGCUGUUGAUAGAGACCUAAUUGCUUUAUUUAAGUUAAUUGGUGAGUCAAUAAAAAAAGUCAAAAAUGAUGAUGUUCGAAUUAUUAAUGAGCUAAAUAAGAUAAAGGAUAUUGAUACAGUAAGAGCACUUAUGAGUGCUCGUACUAGGGAAAACAAAACAUUAAUAAUAAUUGCAAUGCAAAGUAACUUUUCAAAGGUUGAGCAGUUAAAAAUGAUUUUGCAAAGUGAUGCCGAAGGCCAGAUUAAUGAAGCGUCACAACUCUUGAAUCAAGGCAAUUAUCAAAGUGCUUUAAAAGUUUUUAGAAGUGUAUUUGAAAGAAGAAAAGAAAUACUUGGAUCAGAUAAUCCUGGCACAUUAGAUAUUCAGACACAUAUUGCUAGAAUACUGUGUGCACAAGGCACUUUCCAAGAAGCUUUGAGUAACUUUAAAGAGAUUUUUCAAAAACAGGAAGAAAUGCUGGGUGCCAAUGAUAAGGAUACCUUGAAUACAAGAAGUUUAAUUGCUUUUGUGCUGCAUAGACUGGGAAAAGAUGAAGAAGCUUUUAAUAUUUAUCAAGAAGUGUGUCCAAAGCAAAAGGAAGUAGCAGGGCCAAAUCAUUCAGAUACUUUAGAUUCACAAUUUCAUUUGGCAUUAGUAUUGGAUAAAUUAGGAAAAUACGAAGAGGCAUUAAAUAUCAAUAAAGAGGUGUAUGAGAAAAGAAAAGAAAUGUCAGGUGCAAGUGACCCAUCCACUUUGCGUGCUCGAAAUAACAUUGCAUUGGUACUUUCUAACCAGGGUAAAUAUGAAGAGGCAUUAAAAAUCUAUCAUGAAGUUCUUGCAAAGAAGAAGGUGGUAUUUGGCAUUAAUCAUGCUGAUACCUUGAGAACAUUACAUAACAUUGCUGGAAUACUUAGUAAUCAAAAAAAAUAUCAUGAAGCGUUGAAAGCUCAUCAAGAACUUUUAAGCAUCCAACAAACUGCUUUGGGAUUAUAUCACCCUGAUACAUUGAUGACCCAAUAUAACAUUGCAAAAACAUUUUUUGCUCAAGCAAAAUGGAUUGCUGCUCUUAAAGUCUACAAAGAAAUUUUCAAUCCAAUGGAAGCUAUUUUUGGAUCGUAUCAUCCAACUGUUUUGGAUAUUUCCAAUGAGAUAGAAAGUCUUAAUGUCAGGUUUAAGAUUGAGGGUCACAAAGAAUCGGAGAUUCUUCAGCAUCUGCAGAAAGACAUUAACAUUGCUAUUAGUAAUGGUGAUGUACAAACUGUUCAGCAUCUAUUAAAACACGGAGCCGAAGCCAAUGAGAAAGAUAUUGAUGGGAGAACACCAUUACAUUAUGCUGUUGACAACGGGCAGAUGCAUAUUGUAAAACUCUUGCUAAAAAAUGGAGCUGAUGUCACUGAAGUUACUAAUAAAGGCAAUACAUCAUUACACACUGCUACUUCAAAAGGUCAUAAAGAAAUCCUAGAGGUUCUGAUUAAACAUGUCAGCUCUGAUAAAUUAAAUGAUUUCCUUAAUGCUAAAACAACUUCUAAUGGUACUACAUCACUUCAUGUUGCUGCUAAAGGUGGUUACUACGAAAUAGUAAAAUCUUUGAUAAGACAUGGUGCAAUUUAUAAAAUCGAAAAUAGAGAAGGUAAAACCCCUAUCAAUGUUUCCAAGGAUCAGAAAAUCGUUCACUUUCUCCAAUUAGUUGAAGAAUUAUUUGAAGAUGCAAGAAAGGGUAAUUUUGAAAUUAUCAGCAAGUUGAGAGAAGUAGAUCAAGAUGAAAUUUUUACUCUAUUAAAUGCUCGCAAUAAUCAAGGACACACAGUAGUUCAAGUUGCUAUCGCUAAUGGUCACAGAAAUAUUGCAAGUAAAUUGUUCGAAAUUCUAAAAGAUCUGCAUCAAAAUUUGCAAAGUGUUCAAAAAAGUUUGAAACGUUGA
Molecule: messenger RNA, 4977 nt
Organism: Uloborus diversus
Lineage: Eukaryota; Metazoa; Arthropoda; Arachnida; Araneae; Uloboridae
Product: serine/threonine-protein phosphatase 6 regulatory ankyrin repeat subunit C-like
Exons: 1
Coding region: 1-4977 (1658 amino acids)
Molecular function (GO): protein binding
Source: RefSeq, a predicted model, not a curated record